GCCGGUGCCCGGCAGCCAGAACCCCGUGCCCCGGUGCCGGUGCCCGUUAUCCGGUCCCGGUUCCCGGUGGCGAUCCCCGUAGCCGGUCCCCAGUUCUCCGUCCCCGGUUCCGCUCCCCGGGCCCGGUGUCGUGGCCGGUGCUGGUCCCCGGUGCCGCUCUGACAUCAGCACCGGGCGGGGCGGGGCGGGGCGGCUCCAACCGGGGAAGAAAAGCGUCUCCCGGUGCCGAUCCCGGUGCCGGUACCCGGUUCCCGGUGCCGCUGCCCCAGCGGCCGGGGGGGCUCGGCCACCACCGGGGCUCUCGGGGACCGGCGGCCGCCGCGGCCGCCAUGGCCCGAACCGGGCGCUGAGCUCCCCCCGCCCCCCGCCCGGUACCGGGACCCUCCCCGAGGCCACCGGGGCGGUACCGGCGGGGCGGGCGCUCGCAGCAUCCACCGGGAUUUUGGGGAGCAGCACCCGGGAAACGGCCGGGACGCACCGGGAGCGCCGGGAGCGCCGCCCCCCGGGCAGAGCUGCCCCCGCCCCGCCGCGCCCCGUCCCCGGAGCCGAGCCGAGCCCCGGGGCCGCCUCGUCCUUUGUGUGCGCCGGGGCACCGGGCACCGCCGCGAGCACCGGGAGCCGAGCCCGGGCGGUGAUAGCGGGGAGCGGGAGCGGCCCCGGGGCCCGGGGACCCCCCGGCGGCCCCAUGAAGGAGCCCGACGCCAUCAAACUCUUCGUGGGGCAGAUCCCGCGGCACCUGGAGGAGAAGGACCUGAAACCGAUUUUUGAGCAAUUCGGGAAAAUCUACGAGCUCACCGUCAUCAAGGACAAGUACACCGGGAUGCACAAAGGAUGCGCCUUCCUGACCUACUGCGCCCGCGAGUCGGCCCUGAAGGCCCAGAGCGCCCUGCACGAGCAGAAAACCCUGCCGGGGAUGAACCGGCCCAUCCAGGUGAAGCCGGCGGACAGUGAGAGCCGAGGAGAGGACCGGAAGCUCUUCGUGGGGAUGCUGAGCAAGCAGCAGGCGGACGAGGACGUGCGGAAGAUGUUCGAGCCCUUCGGCACCAUCGACGAGUGCACGGUGCUGCGCGGCCCCGACGGCACCAGCAAAGGCUGCGCCUUCGUCAAGUUCCAGAGCCACGCGGAGGCCCAGGCCGCCAUCGCCGCCCUGCACGGGAGCCGCACGCUGCCGGGCGCCUCGUCCAGCCUGGUGGUGAAGUUUGCGGACACGGAGAAGGAGCGGGGGCUGCGGCGCAUGCAGCAGGUGGCGAGCCAGCUGGGCAUGUUCAGCCCCAUCGCCCUCCAGUUCGGCGCCUACAGCGCCUACACGCAGGCGCUGAUGCAGCAGCAGGCGGCCCUGGUGGCCGCGCACUCGGCCUACCUCAGCCCCAUGGCCACCAUGGCCGUCCAGAUGCAGCACAUGGGCACGGUCAACCCCAACGGGCUCAUCGCCACCCCCCUGCCACCCUCCUCAGGAACCAGCACCCCCCCGGCCAUGGCGGCCACCCCCGUCCCGGCCAUCGCGGCCCCGCUGAGCGUCAACGGCUACAGCCCCGUGCCCGCGCAGCCCGCGGGACCCCCCGCCCCCGACGCCGUCUACGCCGGGGGGGUCCCCCCCUUCCCAGCCCAGAGCCCCGCGGCCCCCGGGGACCCCCUGCAGCAGGCGUACGCCGGCAUGCAGCACUACACUGCCGCGUACCCGGCCGCCUACGGGCUGGUGAGCCCGGCCUUCGCCCCCCCGGGACCCCUGCUCGCCCCCCCGCCCCCCCCGCAGCAGCAGCAGCGUGAAGGCCCCGAGGGCUGUAACAUCUUCAUCUACCACCUGCCCCAGGAGUUCGCCGACACCGAGAUCCUGCAGAUGUUCCUCCCCUUCGGCAACGUCAUCUCCGCCAAGGUCUUCGUGGACAGGGCCACCAACCAGAGCAAGUGCUUCGGCUUCGUGAGCUUUGACAACCCCGCGAGCGCCCAGGCCGCCAUCCAGGCCAUGAACGGCUUCCAGAUUGGGAUGAAGCGGCUCAAGGUGCAGCUCAAGAGGCCCAAAGACGCCAACCGGCCCUACUGAGCCCGGUCCGGAGGCUCCGGAGCAGCACCUUUGGGUGCCCCCCCUUGCAGAGCAGCCCCCCCAAACCCAGCGGUGCCCGGGGGGGGGCUCGGUCCUGCUGGGGGGGGCCCCAGACCCCCCCACGCUCAGGAAGGAUGGACCCCCCCCUCCAGGCCCCCUCCCACCCCCCCAGUCCAUCCCAGUCCGUCCCAGUCCAGCCCAGUGCAGGGUGCCAGUGCCCCCCCACAGCAGCCACUGGUUUUGGGGGGGUCGUGCCCACCCUGGGGGCCCCCAAAAGGACCCCCCCCACCCUCCCCCCCCGGGACCCUUCUUGGGGCUUUUCUCACCAAACAGGACCAAAAGCAGCUCCAAACUGGGGGGAGGGGGUCCAUGGGGGGUCACGGAGGGUCCUGGGGGCCUUUGGGGGUCCCAAAGGGGGGGACACGGCCCCCCCAAUAUCCUCCCGGGGGCGCAGCGGGACCCCAACACUGCCACUGCCACCCGCUCCGCCCACAACCUGCCUCAGUUUCCCCUCGGGAUGGGCCAGCACUGGGAUGGGCCGGGACUGGGACUGGGAUGGACUGGGACUGGGAUGGACUGGGACUGGGAUGGACUGGGACUGGGAUGGAUGAGCACUGGGAUGGACUGGGACUGGGAUAGGCUGGCACUGGGAUGGACUGGGAUUGGGAUGGAUGAGCACUGGGAUGGACUGGGACUGGGAUAGGCUGGCACUGGGAUGGACUGGGAUUGGGAUGGAUGAGCACUGGGCUGCUCCAUCACCCGGAUGCUCCGGCACUGGGAUGGUCCCACACCGGGAUGCUCCAGCCCCACUCUGGUCCAGCACUGGGAUGCUCCACACUGGGAUGUUCCGACACUGGGACACUCUGGGACCAGGAUGCUCCAAUACUGGAAUGUUCCACCACGGGGAUGCUCUGAUACUGGGACGAUCCCACAGCAGGAGAUCCCACAGCAGAGGAUCCCACAGCAGAGGAUCCCACAGUGGGAAAUCCCACAGCAGGACGAUCCCAGAGCAGGAGAUUCCCACAGCAGGAGAUCCCACAGCAGGAUGGUCCCAGAGCAGAGGAUCCCACAGCAGAAGAUCCCAGAGCAGAGGAUCCCACAGCAGAAGAUCCCAGAGCAGAGGAUCCCACAGCAGAAGAUCCCACACCGGGAUGCUCCAGCCCUGGGAUGGUCCCACCCCGGGGUGCUCCAAGGUCGGAGGGAUCCAAGCCCGGAAUGUUCCCACACCAGAACGUUCCAUCAGAUGCUCCAGCACCGGAAUGCCCUGACCCGGGACGUCCCCACUCCUCCGGGACGUCCCCACUCCAAAACGUCCCCAUUUUUUGGGAUGUCCCCACCAGGAGCCGGAUGGAUCACGGGAAUUCCUGGCAACUCCAAACCAGCCAAAUCCAGGGGACACUGGGGGACACCGGGAGCAGCCGGAGCGGGGACAGGGACACGGACACGGGGCUCCCAAAUCCCACACCCCAAACGAUCCCAAAUCCCAAAUCCGGGGGGUGCCAGCCCCCACCAGCCAAACCAGGGCUGUGCCCAGCCCGGAGCCCCCCAGGACCCCAAACCCCAACAGCCCCAACCAGUGCCCCCCCAAAACCAGUGCCCCAAACUGGGCCAGUGAUCCCAAACCAGUGCCCCAAACUGGGCCAGUGACCCAAACCAGUGACCCCAAACUGGGCCAGUGACCCAAACCAGUGACCCCAAACUGGGCCAGUGUCCCAAACCAGUGCCCCAAACUGGGCCAGUGCCCCCCAGACCAGUGACCCCAGCCCCCCCAAACUGGGACAAUUCCCCCCCAGGAGGGGUCGGUGCCACCCCAGCCCCCCCAGACUGGGUCAGGGGUCCCCCCAAACUGGGUCCAGUGUCCCCCCAGCCCCCCCAGACUGGUCAGAACCCCCCCAGUUCCCCCCAGACUGGGUCAGGGCUCCCCCAGCCCCCCCAGCCCGGGCUCGGUGCCCCCCGCCCCCCACCCCAGUGCCCCCAGCACCCCCAAACCAGUGCCCCCCUCUUCACCCCCAUCCCUGCUGUACAUAAGGGGGGUGUUGGGCCCCCUCCGUGUCCCCCCCAUUUUGGGGGGGUUUGGGACCUGCUGGGUUGAUUUUGGGGGGUGGGGGGGGUUUGGGGGGCGUUGGGGGAGGGGCAGUGAAGCCCCCUGGGCUCAAGGCUUUAUUUAUUUGCUAUUUAUUGCAGUUCCUUUCAGAAUUGACUUUUUUUCUCUCUUUUUUUUUUUUGGUUUUUCUGUCGAAAUAAAAAAUUAAAAAAAAAAAAA
Passer domesticus (house sparrow) is the source of this 4304-nucleotide messenger RNA. It is a transcript of the gene CELF3, whose product is annotated as CUGBP Elav-like family member 3. Lineage: Eukaryota; Metazoa; Chordata; Aves; Passeriformes; Passeridae. Gene Ontology annotation, molecular function: mRNA binding. The record is from RefSeq and is a predicted model, not a curated record. Gene Ontology annotation, biological process: mRNA splice site recognition; regulation of alternative mRNA splicing, via spliceosome. The transcript has 13 exons. The coding region runs from base 686 to 2041 and encodes 451 amino acids. Gene Ontology annotation, cellular component: ribonucleoprotein complex; nucleus; cytoplasm.